Messenger RNA from Odocoileus virginianus texanus, 2314 nucleotides. It is a transcript of the gene POF1B, whose product is annotated as POF1B actin binding protein. Gene Ontology annotation, cellular component: actin filament; bicellular tight junction; adherens junction. Lineage: Eukaryota; Metazoa; Chordata; Mammalia; Artiodactyla; Cervidae. Gene Ontology annotation, biological process: bicellular tight junction assembly; epithelial cell morphogenesis; actin filament organization. Gene Ontology annotation, molecular function: actin filament binding. The record is from RefSeq and is a predicted model, not a curated record.
ACUAUUUCCUGGAGCAAUCUGGCUGGGGUGGCUCCACUUUGCAUUUGCUCUCGACUACUUUGCUGCCUCCUCUGCAGCUGCCGGACCUGCCUCUGCUGCUGCUCAGGGAGAGCAUCUGGGGAUUACCUUGUAGACCACUGAGAAGAUGAGCUCAAGCUACUGGAGUGAGAUGAGCAGCAGCAGCUGUGGGACUCAGCAGUCCCCAGAGGUGCUGCCAUGCCAGCCCCAGCAUUACCACUGCUACCGUCAGUCAAGCCAAGCCCAGCAGCCUCCAGAAAAAAAUGUAGUGUACGAGCGAGUGAGGACUUACAGUGGGCCCAUGAACAAGGUGGUUCAAGCUUUGGACCCUGUCGGCUCAGGAGAAGUGCUCUCCCCUCUCAAAACUUCCUCCUCCUACCAAAGCUUGGUUUGGAGCGACCAUUCCCAGGAACUUCAUUCUCCAACUCUGAAAAUAUCUACUUGUGUCCCAGGCACUCUACGUAUAACCCCAAAUACUGAACAGGAACUCCAUUCUCCAACAGUCAAAGUUACUACAUAUCCUCAAACUACUAUAAGGCGAUAUAUAGUGCAAAAUCCUGAACAGGAACCUCUGUCGCCAUUCCUAAGAGGAGGCCAUUUCUUUCCAGGAAAUAAUGUUAUUUAUGAAAAAACCAUAAGAAAAGUAGAGAAGCUAAAUACGGAUCAGGAAUGCUAUCCUCAGGUUCAGUGCCAUCAUCACAUUGUUCAACAGCCCCAGAUCAUCCACUCUCCACACUGUGAACAAUCCCAUUCUAGUCAGAAAAUCCAAACCAUCACAGGAAGUGAUUCAGUUUCUACAAACACUGGAAUUGAACUGUGCCAUGGUGGCUCAAACCAUACACAUGAGCAGGUGAUAAUUCAGGAUGACAGCCCUGAAAAAUUGGAUCCCAAAUAUUUUGGAGAAUUGCUUGCUGAUCUAAGCCGCAAAAAUAUGGAUCUAUAUCACUGUUUAUUAGAACAUUUGCAGAGAAUUGGAGGAAGCAAACAGGACUUUGAGUCUGUAGAUGAGUCAGAAGACAUUGAAUCAUUGAUUCCAAAAGGAUUGUCAGAAUUUACAAGACAGCAAAUUCGCUAUAUUCUGCAGAUGAGGGAUAUGUCUGAUAAAUCUCUCCGACUAGUGCUCUCCACAUUCAGCAACAUACGGGAAGAGCUUGGACAUCUUCAGAAUGACUUGACAUCACUGGAAAAUGAUAAGGUAAGACUUGAGAAAGACUUGGCAUUCAAAGAAACUCAAAUUAAAGAGUAUGAAGAACUCUUGGCAUCAGUGAGAGCUGAUAAUCGCCAACAGCAGCAAGGACGUCAAGACUCAACCUCAAAAUGCCAAGCAUUGGAAGAAGACAAUCUCUCUCUUCGGCAUACGCUAUCAGACAUAGAAUAUAGACUAAAAGAACUGGAAUACUGUAAGCGUAAUUUAGAGCAAGAGAAUAAAAAUCUUAGAAUGCAGGUUUCUGAGACUUGCACAGGCCCGAUGCUGCAGGCUAAAAUGGAUGAGAUUGGCAACCAUUACAUGGAGAUGGUAAAAAACUUAAGAAUGGAGAAAGAUAGAGAGAUCUGCAAACUAAGGACUCAAUUAAAUCAGUACCAAAAAGAUGUUUCAAGAAGAGAAGGAAGCUGCAGUGACUUCCAAUUCAAGAUUCAUGAACUGACAAGUUUGCUGGAAGAGAAGGAUUCCCUUAUAAAGCGUCAGUCAGAGGAACUCUCGAAGUUGAGACAAGAAAUAUAUUCAUCUCAUAACCAACCCUCCAGUGGUGGAAGGACAACUAUUACAACUAGAAAGUACAGGACACAGUAUCCAAUCCUAGGCCUCUUGUAUGAUGACUAUGAAUAUAUACCACCAGGUAGUGAUACACAAACUAUUGUUAUUGAGAAAACAGAAGACAAAUGGACUUGUCCAUGAAUGAAUCCCCAGCUCAAAGGAAUUUUUUGUGUCUUCAUUAGUACUUUAUUUUUUCAUAACUAAAGCCAAUCAAUAUUUUAAACCAUGCUACAACCCUGCAAGUCUAAUGGAAUUAAUUAGUUAUACAGAUGAGUUUCUCCAGCCUUUAUAAGGCCUGAAUCCUAUCACAUUCUUUUAUUCAAUAUAGCAACAUACUAAUUUUUAAAACUCAAUUAUAAACUGUAGGACUUAAUCCACUCUUUUUCAAUAGGGUGCUUCCUAGACAGAGUUAAUUUUGUUGGGGUAGACAUUUUACAAGUUAUCUCACUAGAAGUUUUCCUAUGAUAUAGAGACUUCCCUGGUGGUUCAGACGGUAAAGUAUCUGUCUACAAUGCAGGAGACCUGGGUUCAAUCCCUGGG